Molecule: messenger RNA, 5182 nt
Organism: Melopsittacus undulatus (budgerigar)
Lineage: Eukaryota; Metazoa; Chordata; Aves; Psittaciformes; Psittaculidae
Gene: CDK17
Product: cyclin dependent kinase 17
Exons: 17
Coding region: 448-2019 (523 amino acids)
Biological process (GO): protein phosphorylation
Cellular component (GO): cytoplasm; nucleus
Molecular function (GO): cyclin-dependent protein serine/threonine kinase activity; ATP binding
Source: RefSeq, a predicted model, not a curated record
CGGGCGGAGGCGUCAGUCCACGGUGGAGACGCGGAGCGCCGCUCUGCUUGGCUGGGCCCGGCCUGGCCUUUUCUCGCGCACUCCCGCAGCCCGACCCGGCUGACUCGGGGCCACCCGGACAGCUCUCGGCACCGCCAGCGGCUCCCGAGCACGGCCUGCGGCCGCUUUCCGUCGGCGAGGAGCCGCGGCAAGGCGAAGGCUGCGGCGGCGGGGGGAGCAGCCAUGUUGGAGCGGGGAAUAAAGUGACUUUCCUUGGGAGGGAGCGCGGCCGGCGGCCCGGCGGAGGCUCUAGGGGCAGCGAGGGAAAGGGGGGUUCGGUUCCCGGCGGCCGGAUACCGCUCCUGGGCGGAGGAGGAGGAGGGGAAGAGAAGGGGGAGAGGAACCGCCCCCGGACCCACGGAGCUCCGGCGCUGCUGGCUUCCUUAAGCCAGACUUCAUAUUGAUAGAAUGAAAAAAUUUAAGAGGAGACUUUCCUUAACCUUGCGUGGAAGCCAGACCAUUGAUGAAUCUCUGUCUGAGCUAGCAGAACAAAUGACAAUUGAAGAAAACAGCAGCAAAGAUAACGAGCCUAUUGUGAAGAAUGGCAGGCCUCCAACGUCUCACAGCAUGCACUCCUUUCUUCACCAAUAUACAGGAUCUUUCAAGAAGCCCCCUUUACGGAGACCACAUAGCGUCAUAGGGGGCAGCCUCGGCUCCUUCAUGGCAAUGCCCAGAAAUGGGAGCAGAUUAGAUAUUGUUCAUGAAAAUCUGAAAAUGGGGUCAGAUGGUGAAAGUGACCAAGCUUCUGGAACGUCAUCCGAUGAAGUUCAGUCUCCCACUGGUGUUUGUCUCAGAAACCGGAUACACAGACGAAUCUCAAUGGAGGAUUUGAACAAGCGCUUGUCCCUGCCUGCUGACAUCAGGAUACCAGAUGGCUAUCUUGAAAAGCUGCAGAUUAACAGCCCACCAUUUGAUCAGCCGAUGAGUCGACGUUCUCGUAGAGCAUCACUAUCAGAAAUUGGAUUUGGAAAAAUGGAAACCUAUAUCAAGUUAGAAAAGCUUGGAGAGGGUACUUAUGCAACAGUUUAUAAGGGGAGAAGUAAAUUGACAGAGAACCUGGUAGCUCUGAAAGAAAUCCGCCUGGAACAUGAAGAAGGAGCACCAUGUACAGCUAUAAGAGAAGUGUCAUUAUUAAAAGAUCUGAAGCAUGCAAAUAUUGUUACAUUACACGAUAUUGUCCACACAGACAAGUCUUUGACUCUUGUUUUUGAAUAUCUGGACAAGGAUCUGAAGCAGUACAUGGAUGACUGUGGUAACAUCAUGAGUAUGCACAAUGUAAAGCUAUUUUUAUACCAGAUUCUUCGUGGUUUGGCAUACUGUCAUAGAAGAAAGGUAUUACAUCGAGAUCUGAAGCCACAAAAUCUACUCAUUAAUGAGAAAGGAGAACUGAAGCUUGCAGACUUUGGAUUGGCUAGAGCAAAGUCUGUUCCUACGAAGACCUAUUCCAAUGAAGUUGUCACAUUAUGGUACAGACCACCUGAUGUUCUCCUUGGAUCUUCAGAGUAUUCAACUCAAAUUGACAUGUGGGGCGUCGGAUGCAUAUUUUUUGAAAUGGCAUCAGGAAGGCCUCUUUUUCCUGGUUCGACUGUUGAAGAUGAACUGCAUUUAAUUUUCAGACUUCUGGGAACGCCAUGUCAAGAAACAUGGCCAGGCAUUUCUUCCACUGAUGAAUUUAGAAACUACAACUUUCCUAAAUAUAAACCACAACCCCUUAUCAACCAUGCACCAAGGCUAGACACAGAAGGCAUUGAAUUGAUAGCAAAGUUCCUUCAAUAUGAAUCAAAAAAGAGAAUUUCAGCAGAGGAGGCCAUGAAACAUGCAUAUUUCAGAAGUCUUGGAACAAGAAUACACACUUUGCCUGAAAGUGUUUCAAUAUUCAGUCUAAAAGAGAUUCAGCUGCAAAAAGACCCUGGCUUUCGAAAUUCCGCUUACCCAGAGACAGGACAUGGGAAGAACAGAAGGCAGAGCAUGCUUUUUUAAAGUGGGUUACGCAGAGUCAAGCCCAAGCCUAUCCCAUCAGUCAAGGACUCGGAUCUGAAGGCAGUGCUCUCUGUUGGUGGACUUGAAAUCGCAGUUUGUCUACACUGUCCUCUUCACAGUGGAGUCUUUUUAUUUCCAACCUGCAGAUUAUGUUUUUAUAUUUGUUGUCACAGUGUGACAAAUUUUUGUACAGUUGGUUUUAAGGUCUCCUCUGCCACUAGAGCCAGUAGGUUACAGCUGUUGAUGUAACUGUAGCUGCAAUUUUUGUGCAGGACUGAGAAACACAGUGCAUUAUUUAUUGCGGAAUCAUUGCUGCUAAAUAACUACUGUCUGUAUAGUUAACACAACAGUUCCAUGCCUGAAGAAGUUGCAAUGGCUUUAUAAUAUGUGAAUGCAUCUGUUUCUCUUCAUAAAAUGUUCUACUGCUGCGGGGUUUUUUUGUAUUUCUUAAACUGCAGUGUUUCCUGGAAUGUAAACAUAGCUUUGCUUGGCUAUAAGUGAACCAUCUUUAAUGCUCUAAGUUCAUGGCACUUAAUUCCUUAUUUAACAUUGGAAGUUAUGUGUUGAAAAAGUUGAAAAAUUAUAAUGCAUAUUAUGGUUUUUUGAAAAGCACAUGGUGUGAAAGUUGAUUCAAACAAGUGAACAGAAACCAUUAUUUGCUCUCAGAUCCUAUAUUAGUUAUUGGUAAACUAGAGCAUGGAGACUGGAUCAUAAAUUUUGUCAGGCUUGCUCCAGCGUAAGAUAUUUGCACAUUGUUGUGCACAUGGGGCCUGCAGAAGCAAUGACUUUUUUACCUUGUUUUUAACUUAGAAAUACAAAUAGUAAAACAAUGAUUCAUAUAUGUUGGUCCCUGGCUUACUUUUGGAGUUUAGAAUUUUGUUACAGAGGAACAGGACAACUAAUUACAAGAAUAUGGGAAAUAAUGUCACACUUUUCCCACCUUGUUGCUCUCCCAUUUGUGCGUUAUUCACUUGAAAUCAACUGGAAAGAUGCAAGUUUGUACUUGAUAAAAACUCACUAUAUUACAGAGCUUUUACAAUGGGAACUUAGAGAGUUUUUCAGAUCUUAGAUGUUAUCUGUUUACCAGAGAUAGUAAACAUGUUACUACUAUGCUUAUGCAUCUCAGUGAGUAUCAUAAGUACACCCUUGGUGAUGGUUACAGUAUUUUUAAGCAUUUGUGUUCACCUUUAUGAACCUAUUUGUUCAGUGCAUCUUAAAGAGACUGUAAAUCUUUAUUGGUAUAUUUUGAAAUGGUCAUGUAAAUCUUUGGCUGGUAUAUCAAGAAAAUAGUCAUAGGUAACUUAAUUUUUUCCUGACAUUCACUGUAAAACGUUCAGGGGUCCUAUCAUUUCUGUUCAGGAAAUCUUGUAGUUUAUUGUUAUUUAACAGUAUUAAGUGAAUUUUUGUAUAUUUCAUUUUAACUUUAUUUGUGAAUAGUGAUUGUGGCAUGUUUGGGGGUGUUUUAUUAAUAUUUCAUUGAAACUGGUAAAUUUGAAUUGGGAUUUUUUUUUUAUUAUUAUUAUUAUUUUCUGGAAGAGAGAAAUUCAUGUGUAAUGGUGACUAUUGGACCACUACUGCUUUUCAGCAUUUGUAAACUGGUUUUACGUUAAAUCUUGUAGACCUAACAAACUGCUGUUAUUUCUAACUGACCGACCUGUAUUAAUAUUGUACUUUUGAAAGUAUAAAUAUUAUGUGGAAUUCUUUGGUUUUGUUUUGAAAUUUAUAACAACAAAGGCCCUAUGCUGUUAAAAAUACAGACUAAGUGAACUUGCGGUUCUUGGGCCGUUGUUGGAAACGUUUAGCUAGGUCUGUGUGUUGUGGGAGUCACCAGUUUCAACUUUGGCUGCUUAUUAAUCCAUGUAGUGCAGAGGGUAGUGGCAGUGGAAAGUAAUGUGGCUUAUCCAUGACUGAGGCCAUUCAGGAUCUUAGCAUCAGCAUGGUCCACAGCUUAACCAUUGGCAUGUGAGUCCUGCAUGUCACACAAUACCAGAAGUCUUGCCAAGGUCCAGGAGCGUGAUACAAGUGUGGGUCUCCCACUGAUUCCAGUGGGAUCGUUCUGUGUGUAUCAGAGGCAGAUUUGGCACUGAUGAAAAACCUUUGUCCUGAAAUAGUUGUUAUAUAUUUUUUUAUAGCUGCUAUGGAUCUGAUCUAGAUUUUAUACUGAUUAACUUUGUAGGUGUGGUGGUGUUGAAAGAAGUAUCAGAAAAACCUCUUUUUUUACAGAAGUAGUGAAGAUAUGGAGUACAUGUUCACUGUGGAUAAAUGUGAGGUUUAGCAUUUCUAGAACAGUAAUAUUUUAUAGGUCAUAAAAGAACAAGUAAUAAUGUAACACGAAUGAGUAAAGGACUUAAAGGUUUAACUGCUCAAAUGAAGUGCAUUAAUAUAUUUAGAAAACCAUCAGGUGCAGCUGACAGAAGGAUGUUUCCAUAAGAACUUGGCAUCCAUGGUCAAGUCAGUUUCUUUUGGUUUGUUUAAUUGUCUAUAAUUGAAAUUCCUGCAUCAGCAUAGACAGUUCUGUGACAGCUGCCUGUUUGGGGCGAUAGUCAGUGAGUCUGAAAUUGCUGGGCAUUUCUCUUGACAUCCUUCUCAUGCGAUUCAGUGUUCUGCCUCCUGUCUGACAGCAUCAGGCGCUGCAAACUUGGUGUCACUGUCCCCAGGAACUGUAGGGAGUGUUGGCCUUUUGGAGAAGACCUCAACCGUGACAAAACCAAGCAGAUAGUGGCAGAAAAUGAAUGACUUCUGAGAUUUGGUAUGACAACCUUUGCUUGAAGAUGAGUGAUCGGUUAAUGAGGUGCCCUGUAAGUUGUUGCUGAUUUAAGUAGGUAUUUUUCUAAGAUACCUGGUGUAUUCCUUCUACCCCAGGGUUGGAAUGCCAAGGUGCAUGGAUAGGUUUGUGUACGAACAAGGGGGGCUUGAAGACAGGAAGGAGGCAGGUGGUGAUGAGGUUGCAUGCACAUGCAGGGGAAGGUUGAAGGGGAGAGAGGUUGGGAUAGGGCAGAGUGGGAGAUGGAAGGGGCAAACCAGCUGCUCAGCAGUACUCUAGUGGAACAUGCAUCUCAACACAGCUGUGUUAUUUUUGUGCUGCUUUACCACAGCAUUAAGUAGCCGGAGUGUAUCCCUGAAUUGGGCAAUAAAAGUUAAAAUAAACAGUUGUUGAAGAACC